AGAGUUCCACAAAGGGAACCCACUCCCUUGGAUGAUAACAGACAGGAUUGACAGACUGUCGUGUUAGCUGUAUAGAACAGUCGUUGUGUUGGAGUAACCACACACCUCCCAUAGUUAACACGUGUAUAGGUAGAAACAGCGAACUUCAGCGGCACAGAAACUUAGUUACCGGUAUUUUAUUUUUUUUACAGUUGACAAAUUUGGGUACGAUGGAUUAAAAUUAAAGGAUAUGUGACCACAGACAGCAAGCAAGCCGUGUCAUGCCGCGGAGAAAGUGUCGGUGGGUGCUGUUUUUUGGGCUGGUCUGGGCGGUGCUGCUGAUUAUGUACGUGUAUCGGACCCCUGGGGACAAGGUAAAUAAUGAUGGGUCUCUCAAUCACUAUGGCAAUGCAGUACAACAAAUUGAUCCAGUAGCAGAUGAACACCAGGAAAUCCCCAAGCUAGUCCGAAAACAGAAAUCACAGCAACAGGAAGUGAAGGAGGUGGUGGUCGAUGAGGAGGCGGGCGACAUUCCCUGGGAGGAGUUUGAUGAGAAAAGUUACAUAGACAAGAAACGCUGCAGUCCAGGGCAGGACUGUUACAACCGAAACAAGUUCAACCAGCUUGCCAGUGACAACACCAAGAGUAAUCGGCAUGUACCGGACACCAGGAAUGCCCAGUGCAGAGAAGAAAGCCAUCACAGUGACCUUGACCCUACCAGUGUCAUCAUCACAUUUCAUAAUGAGGCCAGGUCAACUUUACUACGCACCAUCGUCAGUGUUUUCUCCAGAAGUCCCAAACAUCUGAUUACUGAGAUCAUCCUGGUGGACGACUUCAGUGAUGAUGCCUCAGAUGGGGAAGAACUGGCCAAAAUAAAGAAGGUGAAGAUUCUCCGCAAUAACAAGCGAGAGGGGCUGAUGCGGUCCCGUGUGAAGGGAGCAGACGCUGCGAAGGCCCCUAUCCUGACCUUUCUUGACAGCCACUGUGAGUGUAACGUGGGUUGGUUAGAGCCCCUGCUGGACAGGAUAAAGGAGGAUAGAACUCGUGUUGUGAGUCCCAUUAUAGAUGUUAUCAACAUGGAUAAUUUUGAGUACAUCGGGGCCUCAGCAGAUCUCAAGGGGGGGUUUGAUUGGAAUUUAGUGUUCAAGUGGGAUUACAUGACUCCAGAGGAGAGAAACAAACGAGCGGGAAACCCGAUACAACCAAUCAGGACUCCUAUGAUUGCUGGGGGUUUGUUCAGCAUCGAAAAGAAAUGGUUUGAAGAACAUGGAAAGUAUGACAAGAACAUGGAUGUCUGGGGUGGAGAAAACCUGGAGAUAUCCUUCAGGGUGUGGCAGUGCCACGGAUCUCUAGAAAUCAUCCCCUGUAGUAGAGUUGGUCAUGUCUUCAGGAAACAGCAUCCCUACACAUUCCCAGGGGGCAGUGGAAAUGUUUUUGCACGCAACACCAGGAGAGCUGCUGAGGUGUGGAUGGACAAUUACAAAGAAUUCUACUAUGCUGCUGUCCCAUCGGCCAAAAUGGUCAACUUUGGAGAUAUCUCAGAAAGAUUGGAACUCCGGAAUAGACUGAAUUGUAAACCGUUUAAAUGGUUCCUGGAAAAUGUCUACCCAGAACUCAAGGUGCCUGGACACCAGGAUCAGGCCUUUGGAAGCAUACAACAGGACACUAACUGUAUGGACACACUGGGAAACUUUGCUGAUGGAAACUUGGGAAUAUUUCCUUGUCACUUUGCAGGUGGAAAUCAGGUCAACCCAAACCAGGAAUUUUCUCUCACAAAGGACGGCUUUAUUCGUCAUCUUGACCUUUGUGUGACCUUGACUGGGAGUAUGCCGGGGACAGUAGUCAAACUUUUCCAGUGCCAGGAAGGCAACGCACUCCAGAUGUGGGAGAGAACAAACAGUGAUUCCAUGCUGAAGACCCACAGCUACGACCUGUGUAUUGACAGUCAGGAGGUCCAGACAAAGGGUCUCAUUGUGAAUGCUUGUCAGGAAACUUCAGCUUCACAGAAAUGGAGCUUUGCCAUCAGUAAAGGGGGAUAAUUCCCCCACAUAAAGGGCAUUAAUUCCUCAGUGAUUUAUCAACAAUGUGGAGUCUAGUCACGUUCCCACCGACUGACAAUCAUCGUGAAAAUUAGCCUCUGUAGUAGUGAUGGCUCAUCAUUAGCUCCAUUUAUUCGAGACAAUUUUGCUGUAGGUAGAGUUCAUAUAUUCCUGCUUUGUAUGUCUGAAUUGUUAGGUUUAAUUUAUGAUAAAAUGUUGAUUUUCAUAUUUUAAUUUCUUCUGUUGAAGCAUUAUAAUAAGGAUAUGUUUAUCAAGGUUUAUGAAUUUUUUUUUUAAAAUUUGUAUUGAAAGAGGUUGCUUGUGUUUGGCUUUAAGUCAACUAGAGUGUGAUAAAAAUUUUAUUCGUUUUAAUGAUGAGUGUGAUGGAGGUUGUAAAAUGUUGUUUGAUUACACAUUUACAGAGGUGGUUUAACACAGAUUGUGGUACAUUGGUAUUGGUGUAUCACAUAUAGAUCAUCAUUCGUUUUAUAUCUUAGUGCUUUAUCAACUUUGUUUGGUCAAAACUGAUCCGUUCAUGGGUCAAGUCCAUCAUCUAAUGUACAUGUAUAUGUAGUCAUUGAAUUCCAUAUUUUCUGCAAAGGUACACUGGCCAGGGGUGUCUCAAUUACCGCUACGCUUCUGGUCUGGAGGAGCUUUGGUAUUCCUCUGACUGUUUUAGGGAGGGGCAGUCUUUCCAUGACUUAAAGUGCUUUUUCUGAGUAAAUGGUCAAAUGAUUACUUUGUCCUGGUUUUGUGUAUCUAAAGACUUUCCAGGAAUUUAUCAUUGAGAUAAUAAACUAAUACAUUUGUCUCUUUCACUGCAGUGCAUUGAUAGUUUUUUUUAAAGAUUUUAUGACAUUUUCAUAAUUUUUUAUAUUUAAAUCUGUGUAUUUGUUCAUGUGAAACUAUUAUUGAAAACAAAUAGAAAUUGUGAUGGGUUUUUCAUCAACUACAGAUUGAUUACUUGGACAUCAUUUUUCUGUUCUUUAUUUGUCUGUGAGCAUGUGCAUGUAUAAUCACCACAUUUAAAAUUUAAGUGAUAUUUAGGAGAAGCAUAAAAUGAAUUUAAGUCAAACUAUUCCUGUAUUUUUAAAGCUUGCCAUUGUGUACUUGUUUUUGAGCAGAUAUAUAUAUUUUUCUUCACAUUUCAAGCUUUUUUAAUUUAUUAUACUUAUUGUUUUUAUUCGAGAAUGUACUUAUUGUAUGAAUUUCAGUUUUUGUUUUCUAAUCUCCAUGACACCACCUGACACCUACAUUCUUUGUGCCAAAUUAUCAAAAAUGCUGAUUACUGUAUUUUGUUUUUGCAUGGAUGAAAUUCCGACAAAGUAAAAUUUGAAGUUUCAGUUAUCUUUCUUUGUGGAGCUCUCCUGUCCCAGGGCCCUGGACUGCUCCAGUCCACAUCUCAUCCACUACCCAACAGUCUUCCAUCCCUAUCAGCAAGGUUUACCCAUCAAGGCCACAAGAAUUGAUCAUACCGUUCUAUGUUUUCACAUUUUUACAGCUAUAAUUGUAAUGCAUUAAAACAACCCAGUUUUUUCACACCGUCACAAGUAUUGAUUGCAGAAACUGUUUAAUUAUGCAAUUCAAAUUCACUUCAGGGUACAUCCAUAAAUUAUUGAAAUGUGUGUUAGCUUUUAUUUCAUAUUAAUUUUGGUUCUAGUAAUAAAUCAUUUAUUCUCCUCAGAAUUUGGUUUUCACUGUAUGAUCCUCAAACAUGUAUUUUGCAUGAUUUUUUUCGAGACAUAAUUUCGCUGAAUAUUUAAGAAAUGAUUUUUAAACAAUUCCACCAUUGUCAUGCAGUAUCAUGACAAAAGGAUGGAUUUAUUACGAUCUUCCAUAGGCUUAAGAUUGUGAGUCUGUAUUUACUAAUGUUUUGAUUAUGAUAUGUGCAUGAUUCUAAAUGAUGAAAUUUUGAAUAUCUGUUUGAUAAUUGCUGCAUAGAUCUUGAUAAUCUGUUUUGUGGUAUAAUGUGAGUGUACUGAUAUCAUUUCUUAUAGAUUACAUUUAUUUAUUGAUUUCAAUAUGUCAAGUGAUUUAUAUUAAAUAUAUAUUAUAUAUAUAUAUGUAUAUAUUGUGAUUCCGCAACAGUAGUUAAAUUUCUGAUUAGUUUUGUGUUUGAAGAUUUACAUGUGUACACCGUCAAUGAAUUUGAGGAGAAAUUGCUCCUGCAUUUUUCCAGUUGCAUCAUGUUUACUUUACGCAGACUAUAGCUUUAAGUUAUGAUUUAUAUAGCUUUGAAAUGAAAUUAUGAUUUAGGUGUACACUGAUCUCUGAUAAAAUCGAAGAUGCAAUCUUAUGUAGAAGUUGGUAAUGGUUCUCCAUUCUGUAGUCAGGGAAAACAGGCUCUGUUCUGGUUAACAAUAAAGCUCAGCUUUAAUG
This is a messenger RNA of Ostrea edulis (European flat oyster), 4397 nucleotides long. RefSeq names its product polypeptide N-acetylgalactosaminyltransferase 2-like. Lineage: Eukaryota; Metazoa; Mollusca; Bivalvia; Ostreida; Ostreidae. Gene Ontology annotation, cellular component: Golgi apparatus. The coding region runs from base 261 to 2018 and encodes 585 amino acids. The record is from RefSeq and is a predicted model, not a curated record. The transcript is spliced from 15 exons.